Loxodonta africana (African savanna elephant) is the source of this 5860-nucleotide messenger RNA. It is a transcript of the gene ZNF483, whose product is annotated as zinc finger protein 483. Gene Ontology annotation, biological process: regulation of transcription by RNA polymerase II. The record is from RefSeq and is a predicted model, not a curated record. Gene Ontology annotation, molecular function: DNA-binding transcription factor activity, RNA polymerase II-specific; RNA polymerase II cis-regulatory region sequence-specific DNA binding. The transcript is spliced from 6 exons. The coding region runs from base 1 to 2358 and encodes 785 amino acids. Lineage: Eukaryota; Metazoa; Chordata; Mammalia; Proboscidea; Elephantidae.
AUGGUCUCACGUGUCGGUGCCUGUCUCUUCAGUGCCCAGCUCAUUGUAGAUGCCCAGUUAUUUAUAGAAUGGUACAUUCUGCAAGCUGUACUGCUCUUGAACAAGAUGGAGGCCACUUUCUCAGACCCUCAUGCUCUGGCUUCAAGUGAACAAAACAAGGUCCUAAAAUUGGAUGCUCCUGGGGAUCAAGAAGCUAUCUUAAGAGGAGACGCUACUGACCCAGAGACUUCAAGACAGAGGUUCAGGUGGUUUCGUUACUCAGAAAUGGCUGGACCCAGAAAAGCCCUGAAUCACCUCUGGGAGCUCUGUGUUCAGUGGCUGAGACCAGACAUUCACACGAAAGAACAGAUUUUAGAGCUUUUGGUGUUUGAGCAAUUCCUGGCCAUUUUACCUGGGGAGAUCAGGAAUUGGGUAAAGUCACAACAUCCUGAGAGUAGUGAGAAGGUGGUGACCCUAGUAGAGGAUUUGACCCAAAUGCUUGAAGAAAAGGACGAUCCGAUCUCUCAAGAUAAUGCCAUUUCCCAAGAUGAGAACCCAGAAGAAGAUAAAAUGACUGUCGGCCUUCCAAGUGCUGAGGCCUCAGGAUCCAUGGCCUUCAAGGAUGUGGUUGUGAACUUUUCCAGAGGAGAGUGGAAGAGGCUGGAGCCUUUUCAAAAGGAGCUGUUUAUGGAAGUGCUGCUGGAGAACUUUAGGAACCUAGAAUUUCUGGGCUUACCAGUUUCCAAACUAGAAUUGAUUUCCCAGCUGAAGUGGGUUGUAAUGCCAUGGCUGCUGGAAAAAGAAGGCUCAAAAGGCUCCAGACCAGACUUAUCUCUGGAUACAAUAAUGGAGAGUUUAUUAAGGGAUGAUGAUUGUGACUUAAUGAUGGGAGAGUCCUCGGAGUGUCACAACAGAUUAGAAGAGGAUCAUAGGAGUCAGGAAUAUUCACAAGAAACAUUCACACAAAAGAAAACUCAAGAAAAAGUCAAUAAGGAUGAAGAAUUUGGUGGAAGCCUCAGUGUGAGGUCAGUCCUUACCCCCGAAAAAAGCCCCUUUGGAAAUAAUUCCAAACAAAAUUCGAACGUAAUUAAACAUCUGAGGGUCUACUUAAGGAAGAAAUCUCGGAGGUAUAAUGAAUGCAAGAAAUCCUUCAGUUUCCAUUCAGACCUUGUUCUGAACCGCAAAGAACAUAAUGGAGAAAAAACAUGGAAAUGCAGUGAAGGUGGAAAAGCCUUAAGUCACUCUUCAACUGUUAUUAGACGUCAGAAACAUAAGAAAAUUCAUUUGGGGGAUAAAUCCCAGAAAUGCAUUCACUGUGGUACAACCUUUAUUCAAAGCUCAUCCCUUAGUAAGAGAACUGAUGGAAAAAACUCCUCUACAUGUGAUAGAUGUUGGAAAGAUUUAUGUCAGGAUACAGCCUUGAAUAAAGAUGAGAAUACUAAGUCUGGAGAAGAAAACCAUAAAUGCAGUAAGUGUGGAAAAGCCUUUGACUAUAGUGCAUCAGUCACUAAACAUCCCAGAAUUCAUGCUGGGGAAAAACCCUCUAUGUGCAAUGAAUGUGGAAAAGCUGUCAGUAGCAGUUCGUCACUCACACCACACCACAGAACUCAUACUGGAAAGAAACCCUACAAAUGUGAUGAUUGUGGAAAAGCUUUCACCCUGAGUGCCCAUCUCAUUAAACAUCAGAGAAUUCAUACUGGAGAAAAACCCUACAAGUGUAAAGAUUGUGGGAGACCGUUCAGUGACAGUUCGUCUCUUGUUCAGCACCAGCGAAUUCAUACUGGAGAGAAGCCUUAUACAUGUAAUGAUUGUGGAAAAUCCUUCAGUCAUAGCUCAUCCCUUUCCAAACAUCAGAGGAUUCAUACUGGAGAGAAACCCUAUAAAUGUGGUGAAUGUGGAAAAACUUUUAGACAGGCUUCCUGCCUUACUCGACAUCAGAGAAUUCAUACUGGAGAAAAACCAUACUUAUGUAAUGAUUGCGGAAUGACCUUCAGCCAUUUUACAUCUGUUAUUUAUCAUCAAAGACUUCAUUCAGGAGAAAAACCCUACAAAUGUAGCCAGUGUGAGAAAGCCUUCCCUACCCAUUCACUUCUUAGUCGUCAUCAGAGAAUUCAUACUGGUGUAAAGCCUUAUAAAUGUAAAGAAUGUGGGAAAUCGUUCAGUCAGAGUUCAUCUCUUAAUGAACAUCAUCGAAUUCAUACUGGAGAGAAACCCUAUGAAUGUACCUAUUGUGGAGCAACCUUUAGUCGAAGCUCAGUCCUUGUAGAGCACCUAAAAAUUCACACUGGAAGGAGAGAGUAUGAAUGUAAAGAAUGUCGGAAGACGUUUAAAAGUAAUUCAGGCCUCAUCAGACAUCGAGGAUUUCACCCUGUAGAGUAAUUCUGGGAAUAUAAUAAAAGGGAACAUUUUAGCGAAAAUUGUCCCUUAUUAAAAACCUGAGAGUUAAACUACCACAGUAUUGAUUACUGGCUGUAACUGUGAUAGGUUGGGAGCUAGGAAAAAUAGUACUUUUCCCAUUCAUCCCCCUUGCAAAGAUGUUAACUGCUAGUAGAUAGUAACUAGAUUCGGUAAAGUCAUGUGAAAAAUGAGGAAAGUAGCUUGAGAUGUAAAAUGACUCUAAAAAGCCAAGCUUGAAUUUAACACCCAAGGUGUGGGUGGGGGGAAUUUGUGCACAGGACCACCUUACUAACCUUUGUUCUUCAGGGGAUUUUCCUCUAGCACCCCUUCCACUACCAUGUAGUGUAUUGGAAAGAACACUUGACUAGAAUCAGGUAACCUGGGUUCUGUCCUUACUUGCCAACCAAUUUGCUAUGUAAUCUUGGGCAGAUUAUUUAGCAUUUCUGAAUUUCAGUUCUUUAACAGUAGAAUGAAGAGGUUAGACUAAUGAAUUUUGUGUCUUCCUAGCUCAGAUAUUGUCCAAAGCUGUGAAAAUAAGUUAAUGAGUUUAGGUUAAUUGGAACUUUCAAGUUUCUCUAGUAGAGAAUUAUUCUCAUUUAGGUUGCUGGACUUCUGGCUUAGUGAGAUUACAGUAUAUUUUUUGAAUACUUGAUGCAGGAAUCUCUAGAAUACUGUAAAAUGGAAGAAGUCAGACUCAAACGAAUUUUCCUUCAGGUAAUGUUUUAACUGGAUAAAGACCCCAACCUCUUUUCCUCUGAUUGGCUGAGAUGGGGAAUUCAGAAGGCUUCUACUUGAGCCGUCUGAGCUGUGAGAGUAACAGUGCUAGGAAAAUAGAUGGGGGUGGCGAUAGGGUAGGGGUAGGGGUAAGGCAGUUGCUGAAAACAACUUUUCUGAUGGAUUCUCUCUUGCAAAAUAGAAUUUUAUUUUUUUAAACCACACAUUUGCCUGUAGCAAGUACAGAUCCUGGUAGUUGGAGUGUAAAUAUUCUGUAUGGCAAAGGUCAUGAGAUGUUGCCUCAAGAAUCAAGUAGAGACCUUAGACAUGUUUUAGUUGGUCUGCAUGGGUGGGUGUGUGUAGAAUUAGUUUUCACCAUUUGAAAAUUAGGAAAUUUCAUAUUUAAGAAAACCAGGGCUCAUUUUGAAAUAUUUUAAGAGCUGACAACACUGGGCUCAUAUUUCUAUAGUACAGUUAGCUGGUCUUGGGUAGCACCUGCCAUCUUUAGAUGGGGAAUGUACUCUUUUGCUUGCCAAAUUCUUUUAUGUGACAUGACUGGUCCAUGGUAGGAUUUGAUAUUAUGAUCCCCUCCCGUAUGGAGAAUAUAUAUCCAAAAUCUAAAGAGAACCCACUGAUAAAAAUAGCAAGUAAAAUUCAGGAAAAGAUGUAGAAGUGAUCUAGAAUAAGUUUCCAGCUGCGAAGUUAGACCUCAAAAGAGUGAAAUGUAUAGACAUAGGUGGAGUAUUCCUAAAUUUCAUUGGUGGAGCCUAAAUAAUAAUUUCUAACUGAGAAACAAACUAAAGACCCUGAAUGAACUCAGGACAUAGGGCUUGAAGAACCCUACUGGCUCAGCAAUGGUUCAAGAAUAAGAAGUCCCUGAAGUUGAGGUGAAAUGGACUUUACGGCACCUAAUCAGAAGCAACAAAGUUGAAAUAUGAGGCGGCUCCUGGAAAAGCACUGAAUCGGGAUACUCCAGGCUAUGGAAGUGAAGAGAGCCUUGUGCUGAUCUCAUACUCAGCAAUAUUUGCUGUGAUUUGACGGGCUUGGAUUUGCGAUGCUACCUCUGAAGAAAGUUUUUGGCUUCUUCGUUUUUCUUUCCCCUCCCCCUCAGAAGCAAAGCUUGCAGUUCACAUAGAUGCUGUGUGAUAAAUUGCUCUGCGUAGUUAUUGCUGAAUGGACCAAGCACAUUCUAGCCAUGAAAAGAAUAUGGCUUAUGAGGAUCAUUCAUUGUGGUUUAAAUUUUUUCUGGGGGAAAAAAAAAAAAACUUAUAAAAAUAAUUAAAUUUGUUAAGUUACUUCUCUUGAGGAAAGCUUUGUUCCAGACAUUUAGUUGGGCUGCUCAGCUUUUAUAAGAGAAUGUUUUAUUUCCAGCAUCUCCUGGAAAUCUGGAACAUAGUUGUUUUUUUUUUACAACUUUAUUGAGGUAUGAAUUACAUACCAUAAAAUUUAUUUCAAGUGUACAGUUCAGUGAGUUUGAAUAAAUAUACUGAGUUGUGUAGCCAUCGCCAUAAUCCAAAUUUGGAAUAUUUCAUCAACCCAGUGAGACUCCUCAUGCCCAUUUCCAGUUAAUCCCCAUCCCCAUCCCAGGCAACCACUAAUCAUUCUACUUUGUCUUUAUAGAGUUGCCUUUUUGAGAUACUUUAUAUAAAUGGGAUCAUACAGUAUGUGGUCUUUUGUAUUUAUCUUUCUUCAUUUAACAAUGUUUUUAUUGUUAAAUUAUUGAAUAAUAUUCCAUUGUGUGGAUAUACCAUAUUUUGUCCAUUCACCAGUCGAGGGAUAUUUGGGCUGUUUACAGUUUUAGGCUCUCUGGGUUUAUGAAUAAGGCUUCCUUUAACAUCAGUGUGCAAGUCUUUGGACAUAUGUUUUUAUUAUUCUUGGGUGGGUGCCUACAAGUGCAGUUGCUUUUUGUUUACAUUUUUAGGAAACUGCCAAAUUGUUUUCCACUAUGACUACACCAUUUUAUGUGCCCACCAGUAGCGUAUGAGGCCCUGUUUCUCCGCGUCCUCACCGGUACUUAUUGUCCGUCCUUUAGGUUAUAGCCAUCCUAGCAGAUGAAGGGGUAUCUUUUUAUCAUUUUAAUUGGAACUUCUUUAAUGACUAAUGAUAUUGAGCACCUUUUCAUGUGCUCUUUAGCCAUUCAUAUACCUUCUUUGAUGAAAUGUUUAUUCAAAUCUUUUGCCUAUUUAAAAAAUUGGGUUGUCCUAUUAUUGAGUUACAGUAAAAGCUGUGAAAGCUAGAACCUGUGUGAGGCAGAAACCUGUCACAGCAGGAGAAUGCAAAUAGUUUCCACUAACAGUGAUAGGAAAGUGGUGACUGCACCCUGUCAAAGGCGGAAAACUUGUAAGACCCGGAAAAAGAAGGCAGUCUUUUUGAGUUCUAUUGAGUUCUGGCUGUCACAGGCUUUACUAUAGUAUUCUUCGUAUAUCCUGAAUACAAGUCCUUUAUCCAGCAUGAAUUUUCUAACACCAUGUACUAGCCGCAGAGGGCAACCUCAAACCCUGCUGCACGCUAUAUAUCAAAAGCUUGGUUUCAAUAAUUAAUUUUGGGUGACUGGCCUGAAGAAUAUUUAAUCUUGCCCAUCACCUAAAUACUUAAAAUUCAUUUUUAGAUUAGUCCCAUCCUCAAAAGUUUUUACACUUCUUUUGUCUCCUUACAGAAUUGCAUUAGGCCAUUGGUUUACAUUAUGUAAUGCAUAUUAAGAUCAGCCUUAUGAAAUAUUUUACUUUAUAAUGAAGAUCUUGCUUUUAAAAAGGAGUCCUGGUAGCGCAGU